This is a messenger RNA of Amphimedon queenslandica, 2370 nucleotides long. RefSeq lists its product as uncharacterized. The transcript is spliced from 5 exons. The coding region runs from base 1 to 2370 and encodes 789 amino acids. The record is from RefSeq and is a predicted model, not a curated record. Lineage: Eukaryota; Metazoa; Porifera; Demospongiae; Haplosclerida; Niphatidae.
AUGGGGAAAAGGCUUGGUGCUAGAUUGAUCGCAUUUAAUUUCAUCAUUAUUUUUAUACUCUACACUAAAUUCUUUACAGAAUUUCAUGUUACUCCAAAUCACCUCAAAGAAUGUAUCACAAAUUUAAAUCUGAAGACGAAAGUUAAGCCAAUCUUACUUUCAUUUAGUGGCUUACCAGACAGUGGAAAAACAGCUGCCGUCACUUGUGUUCGUGGCUCGACUCGUGGACAAGUAUUAGAAAAGGAUAAUCAACAGGUUGGGGGUGAAAAACAACCAGAAGCUGGUGGAAUAGCAUUUCAUGAAAUGGUGGCUGCAAAAUUGAGUGGUACAACUAGUAUCAAUGACUUUACAGCCGAGUCCUGUUUUGCACCUGUUAUACUGUCUGCCUUUAAGGAAGAUCUAUUAUCAGAAGGAAAAGUCCCUCGUUUUGAUGAUCCUACUAAAGCAUUAUGCUCCAAAAUCAAGGAAUUUCAGCAUCCAGAUUUGGAUGAACAUCUUUGCUUCAUUUACCAGUUCCUUUCUCAGCAAGAUUUUAUUGUAAGAGAUUUACAGCAGUCUGAAAAGAAGAAUGUUCAGUUAGAGCUCAGUAAAUUUCUGAUAGAGUCUCUUCCAGAGGGAAUUGCUUUUAUCAACAUUUGGGAUGUUACAUUUGAUGAGUCUGUACGCCACUUCCUAGCAGCACUUCACAGCCACCUUUACAAUCACCACAUGUGGCUUUUUCUUGGCCUGGAGACAGAUAUUCCAAAGCUUGAUGAGCCACCAGAGAUGGGUCAAAAUGGCAACGAAAGAAUUCAUGCAACUCUCAUGAAAUGGAGACCUCGACUUCACUAUUUGCUUCGCAAUUGCAGAAUGAGUGAAGGAAAGAGAGAAAAAGUUUGUACCAUAUUUGCCACACACAAAGUUCAAUAUAGAUAUGAAGAGCUUACUGAGAAAGUAAAAAAAUUAGAAGAUGAUGUACAACCAGUAGCAAAUCAAAUUGGAAUUUCAUCACUUCUUGAAGACAAAAUUGAAAAACUCAGUUUGCUGCCUGAUGAUCGUGAUUUUCAAGGCCUCCACCAAAAGUUCCAGAGCAUUAUCAUUGACAAGCCGUUUGAAGAUAUUCCCAUUGCCUGGAUCUUUCUUCGAACUUUGUUUUAUCGAUUUGAUUGGAAGGUUAUAACUCGAUGUGACCUCCAAAUAAUGGCAGAAAAAUGCAAUAUAGAUAAAGAUUCUCUGACAGAGUUUUGUAAAUUUUACAUGUCCUUUGGCAGCAUCCUGGACCUGAGUCUGGUUAAUCCCAAGUAUCAGUAUGUCAUUGUAAAGCCAAUAGGAUUUCUAAGGGACUUAGGCACAUUACUAAACCCAAGUGAGGAAAUCCUUCAAAAGUACCCACCAAUAGCUUCUGGAAUUGUUCCAGAAACAGCAUGCUUAGAUCUAUUCAAUGGUCACAUUCUUGCUUACAUGGAUGCUCUUGUUUCACUUACUCUAGCAAUACGGCUAACAAAGCACAGUUUGGAGUUCAAGAAUGAGCAUGGACUUCUUCACAACGAUUUAAAGAAUAUCACCGAUGAUAUUUUCUAUUACGUCCCCCUCACUCGUUUCGGUGAUCCAAUUACAAAACUUGAUUUUAGUUCUGUUCAUGUCAUCACUAGCAUCAAUACGCCUCACAUUUUUAAGCAAGUUGCUUUUACAAAAUAUUUUUUGCAACUGUUCCCAGAGUCUAAGCUAAUUUUAUCCAAACAUCCAAACCAAACCAUCAUCAUGGAUUCUGCUACAGGCAUUACUGUCACAUUAGUUUCACAUAGCCCGGCUACCAGACUCACAUUAAGCAAACCAGAUGAACACAUAUGUUCCAAAAUCAUUCAAACAUACGAGAAGAUUGCUGAGAGUGCUAUAAGCCGUGGCAUUGCUGCUGUCAACUACAAGUUUAUCAAAGUGUGCGCAGAGAGUGUUCACUCAAAAAUUCGAUACAUCCCUUCAUGUCAUUAUCACAUACUACCUGAUGACAAGCUCUGCUCUAAAUGCAAUGAAGCUGCCACUGGUGAUGAUGUUAAACUUCGGCAGGUUUGGAAUAAAACAUUGAAGGAGCAUCCUGUGAAAGAUUGCUUUCAGUCAACUGAAGGUUUGACACAGGUAAAGGGAAAGGAAAUAGCUGAAGUAGCAGCUAAGAUUGCUUCAUUUGCUUCCAAAAAUGCACCGGUUCAUUUACAUGCCAUUAUAAAAGCUUUUAACGGCACUGAUGAUGUUAAAGAUCUCAAAGCUGAUGACAUUACCAUAAAUAGAAUCAUUCUGUCAUGGUAUGAGAGCAAAAGAGAUACUCAAGAGCCCAGACGACAACUGGCCAGAAAGAUUUUUGAGGCAAAAAAGUUUUGGGGUGCAGUUACACUUUAA